UUCACUCCUUCGUUGUACUUGAUCUAGGGUGGCAGAUCAUCAUGGGUUCCGCGGUGCAGAGAACAGAUGAACAUGUGCGGGAAUAUCUGCUCUAUCGUGGCUUCACCAACACUCUGAAAAACUUGGACAGUGAAAUAAAAGCUGACAAGGACAAAGGGUUCAGGGUGGACAAGAUCAUUGAUCAGCUGCUGCAGUUCAUCCACGGCUUUGACCUGUCUGGCCUGAAAGACUACUGGCUCUACUUGGACCGCCGCCUUUUCUGCAGACUGGAGGAUGUUUACCGAUCCACUGUCAACAAACUAAGAGCUAGCCUGUACAGAUACUACGUUAUCAACACCAUCCAGAGAGGAAACCUGGAGAAGACUCAGGAGUUUUUCCAGAAGCAGGCUAUCGAGCUGCAGGGUCAAGCCGAGUGGCGAGACUGGUUCAUCUUGCCGUUUAUUCCUGCACCUGAACAGAACCCGGCGUUUGCUCCGUAUUUCUCCCGCCAGUGGUCCGACACCUUCCUGGUUUCCCUGCACAACUUCCUUUCGGUGCUCUUCCAGUGUAUGCCCCAACCAGUGUUGCUGAGUUUUGAUGCUGAAGUCCAGAAGACAACAAGCCUCACUGAGGAGAAUGAGCAGCUUCGUCAGCAGGUCUUUGCCUUGCAAACGGAGAGUCGAGACCAGAAGGCCGGAGACGAGGCGGUCCAUCACAAGCUGCCGUUGUAUGUUCAGAACAUGGACCGGCUGGGAGAUACUGAGCUCGACUUAGUGUCAAGCCAGCGGGCUGUCAGUGUUGUCACCACACCAUCCAGGAACUUCUUCUCAACAUUCCUACCGCAAGGUCGCCGCACCCCUGGAGGGAAAGCGCAACAGGGAACUUCGGUAUCCUCGCCGAGCCAGGCGGCCGUCGGCAGAAAGGACCAACCGACGAGUCAGGUGACAAUGUCAAAUACUUUGGAGGCCGUUGGCGCCAUUUUACAGUCUUCAAAGGCCAAGGAUGCGGUCCAAGUCAAAGAAGCGAAAGCCGCCUGCAGUCAAGUAGCAACCGGUGAAAGUUCUCAAUCCCAACCCGCCAACCAGCCAACGCAUUUACGACACAAGAAAAUUCAAGUUCACGAGAAGGAGCGGAAGGAGCUUUUCUCAAAAGCGUCGCCGCAGACCAACCAUUUGAAUGUUUCUCUUCAGUUCCAAGAGAAAAAGGGGGAGGUGGCGGAGGCGGAGCCUCCAAACGAGACCUCAGUCGAAGCUCCCGACUCUUCCCCUUCGUACGGCAGGAGCGGAGGAGGGGGCGCAGAAGAAGGCGUGGGGCUCGCCGCAGAACAGCCAUUUAUCAAACUCAGCCAGGAGGAAUAUGGAGAACAUCAUUCCUCCAUCAUGCAUUGCAGGGUCGAUUGCUCCGGUCGCAGAGUGGCCAGUUUAGACGUGGACGGUGUCAUUAAGGUGUGGUCCUUCAAUCCGAUCAUGCAGACCAAAGCAACCAUCAUGUCCAAGUCUCCUCUGCUGUCCCUCGAGUGGGCCACCAAGCCCGACCGAUUGCUGUUACUCGGCAGCGGCGUUGGCACGGUCCGCCUGUACGAUACGGAAGCCAAGAAGAAUCUGUAUGAGAUGAACAUUGAUGAAACGCAUCCGCGCAUCUUGUCAUUGGCCUGCAGCCCCAGCGGUUCGUCCUUUGUCUGUUCAGCUGCGGCCGUCCACAGAAGCGGACCGGCCGAGCCUGCUCAUCGUCUCCCCACGCAGCUGUCCGGGCAGUUGUUGCUUUGGGACACCAAGACGGUCAAACAGCAGCUCCAGUUCUCUUUGGAACCCGAACCGGUCGCCAUUAACUGCACGGCCUUCAACCACAAUGGAAAUUUGUUGGUCACCGGUGCCGCAGACGGAGUCAUCAGACUCUUCGACAUGCAGCAGUACGAGAGCGCCAUGAGUUGGAGGGCACACGACGGCGAGGUUUACAGUGUGGAAUUCAGCUACGACGAAAACACCGUCUUUAGCGUCGGAGAAGAUGGCAAGUUCAUCCAGUGGAACAUCCACCGGUGUGGCGUCAAGCAGUCGGAGCAGGUUUUACCUCAAGAUGCCACUGGGCCCUUCGUCCUCUCCGGGUACAGCGGAUAUAAGCAGGUCCAGGUUCCCCGAGGUCGCCUCUUCACCUUUGAUUCAGAAGGACAACAUUUGCUGACCUGUUCGAGCUCUGGCGGGAUCAUUUACAAACUGACGAAUGGAGAUCCUGCGCUGGAGAGUUUGCUGUCCCUGGGUGGGCACAAAGCACCGGUGGUGACCGUCGACUGGUGGUCGGCGUUGGACUGCGGUACCUGCCUCACGGCCUCGAUGGACGGAAAGAUAAAACUGAGCACGCUCCUUGCACAGAAGUCCUGACUGCAAACUUGAGUGUUGACCAUUUGCGUGGGUGGGGGGGGGGGCGGGCUUGGUUAUACAACGUAACAGUAUAAGGAAUUGACUUCAAGGAUUAUUCAUUUCCUGACAGAGAUGUCAGCAGUUCCAUGAUGUGAUGCAAACCUGUUCAACAUUCAUGUCAAUGCAAUAUUAAAGGCCUCGUGGAGAUUUGAGAAGA
This is a messenger RNA of Hippocampus zosterae (dwarf seahorse), 2550 nucleotides long. It is a transcript of the gene wdr91, whose product is annotated as WD repeat domain 91. Gene Ontology annotation, biological process: early endosome to late endosome transport. The record is from RefSeq and is a predicted model, not a curated record. Gene Ontology annotation, molecular function: phosphatidylinositol 3-kinase regulator activity; protein binding. Gene Ontology annotation, cellular component: early endosome membrane; extrinsic component of endosome membrane; late endosome membrane. The coding region runs from base 42 to 2354 and encodes 770 amino acids. The transcript has 17 exons. Lineage: Eukaryota; Metazoa; Chordata; Actinopteri; Syngnathiformes; Syngnathidae.